Clunio marinus is the source of this 180-nucleotide messenger RNA. The record is from the annotation of a GenBank genome assembly. NCBI's taxonomy places the organism in Eukaryota, Metazoa, Arthropoda, Insecta, Diptera, Chironomidae.
AUGGUUCUUUAUGUUGAUGCUGCCAGGCACAUGAAAGGCGAAUGGGGAGAAAAAAAACGCUUAUCAGACAAACAGUCACCAGGAGUUGAAAUGGGUCAACGAGCUAUAAUAACGACGACUGUGAAAACAUAUUUUUGCAAAAUGAAAAUGUCAGAAAAGAAAGAAAAAAAAACUUUUUAA